AAUGAAAAGUGAUAAAGACAAUUUUAACUCGAUCAUCAAUUAAUUUUAUGGAUCGAAAGUUAUAGAAGAAUUGCCAGAAGAGGAACGUCAAUUUGAACUAGUUAUACAAUAACCUGAUUAAACAUUAAUUCAAAAGAUGCUUGUAUAAUCAAUUUACAUUCCUUUACUUAGGACGAUAGUUUUUAGAAGAGAUAAGAGUUUGUUUAGAAUGCUGAAUGCAAAGAUUAUUCUCAAAUGCUAAUAAUCUCAUAAAUUAGAAUGGACUUUACAAAUGAUGAUCCAUUUCUUAAACAUUUAAUGAAUGUCGAAAAAGCUAUUAAAAAGGCAAUUAGAAACAUUCUUUUGUAAUUGUCAAAAAUAGACAACAAAUAGCAAUUCAAAGAUGCUUGUGAUAAAUUAAUAAAGAUUUUUUAUUAAGAUAUAAAUAUUGGAUUUAUAACAUCAACAGGAUAAAUCAAAUCUACUGCCUAUGCUUUUAUAUCUAAAUCAAUAAUUGAAUUAAUUAAUAGAAAGAAAAUCAAUUUACAAUUUAAAAAGAUUCCAUUAAAAAUAACAUUGACAUUUUUCGCUAUUGAAUCAUUGUAACAGAUCCAUUCUAUACAAAAACAAUGUGAUCCAAGAACAGCCUUCAUUAGAAAUAACAAAUUUUUUAAUGAUUACAUAAUCUUAUCUUAAACCAAUCAAGAUGAGUUAAGAAGCGGAGUCUCAAUAUUUUUUGUGUAUCGUCCAGAAGAUGAUCAAAUUUAUGCUCUCAAAAGAGUAUCAUAAAUUAAUUAUUUUUAGAGUAAAUUACAAGCAACUCAACUAGAUUUCUUUUCUGUUUUCUCCACUACUGCUUCAAAUACUCCAAUCACACCUGAUAUUAGAAAAAUUAGAGAAGCCAAAAUUUUAUCUAAAUUGACUCAUCCCAAUAUCCUUAGGUAUUUUUUAUCAAAUUAUUCUAAAGACUUUUUGCUUGGUGGAUAGAAUCAAAUAAUGAUGGAUAUUAUCUUUAUAUGCAACUUGAAUAUUGCUCUUUUCCUGGAUAUAAAUACCAACCUACAGAUUUGCUAACGUUUUCAUAUUAUUAUUUGAAUGUUAUGUAAAAUUAAGAAAAAAUCAAUAAAAUUAAAUCCAUUUUAAAUUAAAUUUUAGAUGGAUUAGAGUAUAUUCAUUAAAGAGGUAUUAUUCAUAGAGAUUUAAAACCUGAAAAUAUUUUUGUUACAAUUAAUAUCAAAGGAGAUUUAUAAGUAAUUAAAGUUUAAAAUUAACUGGCUAGGUUGCUUUGGCAGAUUUUGAUUAAGGAAAAGAUGUUAGAGAAGAAAAACUAUCAAUUAUUACUGAUGAAAGACUUCCUGAAGAAGAAUUAAAUUCUAUCAAAUCUUAAAAUACUAUAACAACUGGAACUAUUGGUUAUUAAACAGCUAAUUAUACUAAAGAUUCUCAUUAUGAAAUGGCAGAUGAGUUUUAUGCAAUUGGAAUCAUUUUGUUGCAUCUUGUUAUUGCUUUUCCAGGAGAACCAAAAAAUAGAAAUUUAUAUGCUAAGACAUUUGUGAUGGCUGAUUCAAUUAAAGAUAUUUUAUCCUUAUUCGAUUCUUGGGCUAAUAAGUUUGUUAAAAAUAAAAGUCCUGACUUUUCAUUUACACAUUAUCAAAAUGUUAUGGAUCUUGCCAAGCUUCUUAUAAGUUCCAGAAAGCUAACGCAUGCAGAUGUAAGAAAAAUGAUUAAUGAGUUAUGA
Messenger RNA from Paramecium sonneborni, 1717 nucleotides. NCBI's taxonomy places the organism in Eukaryota, Ciliophora, Oligohymenophorea, Peniculida, Parameciidae. The record is from the annotation of a GenBank genome assembly.